Zea mays is the source of this 802-nucleotide messenger RNA. RefSeq lists its product as uncharacterized. The transcript is spliced from 4 exons. Bases 132 to 482 code for a protein of 116 amino acids. The record is from RefSeq and is marked validated. Gene Ontology annotation, biological process: spliceosomal snRNP assembly; RNA processing. Gene Ontology annotation, molecular function: RNA binding. NCBI's taxonomy places the organism in Eukaryota, Viridiplantae, Streptophyta, Magnoliopsida, Poales, Poaceae.
ACCCCUCGGACAGACCAGCCUUCAAACUAGGGUUUACUCCUCCCGCUCCGAGAAAGCAAACAAGCGUCAGCUCCGCCGGCGGCCUCGCGCUCUCUCCCCCGCCGCACCUUCUCUACGCCAGGACUGCCAAGAUGAAGCUCGUCAGAUUCCUUAUGAAGCUAAACAAUGAGACGGUCACCAUCGAGCUCAAGAACGGCACGGUUGUCCACGGCACCAUCACCGGUGUUGACAUAAGCAUGAACACUCAUCUGAAGACAGUGAAGCUUACACUGAAAGGGAAGAACCCUGUAACGCUGGACCACCUCAGCGUGCGAGGAAACAACAUCCGCUAUUACAUUCUUCCUGACAGCUUAAACUUGGAGACUUUGCUGGUAGAGGAAACCCCUAGGGUUAAGCCUAAGAAGCCGACUACAGGAAAGCCUUUGGGGCGUGGGCGCGGCCGUGGUCGUGGACGUGGUCGGGGACGGGGGCCGCCACGCUGACAGGUUUCCCCUGCUGUGGGCUCUCUUGCCUGACAAGUUCCCUGUACGAUGUAACCUCUUUCCCCCGCACGCUGUGUGAAAGAACCGUUGCAUUGUUACCCUUCUGAUGAACGUGGACUGAAAUAUCUCAAUCUCAAGUGGUUCUUGUGAAAUCAACCAUGUCUAUUUGGUCUACCAUUCGUGUGUGUCUUAGGGUUUACACUGUAGUUAACUCGUGAUGUCUUUCCCCUGGCAUACAUAAAUGGUGCCGCAGAACUUCGGAUGUUCUAGGUUGUAUGCUUGUUUCACAUGGGGAUUGUUGAUCUGGAGAUAUGCCUUGC